AUUCGUGUGUCAGAUUUUUGUCGAUUUGUCGUCAAGCAGAGCGAACGUCAAAAAGUGCCACGGCUCGUGUUUUGAUAAGCUUUCCCGAACGCGUUCGGCCACCGGCUGCCUCACGAGCGGCCGAAUUCGAUAAUGAAGUUCCGAAAUUGAUUUCUGAAGGCUUAAAAGUUUUAGAGCAAAGAUGCCUUUGCCCGGGAACGGAAUCUACGUGGUCCAGGGGGAGAUUUCCACCCUAUUGACUGCGAUGCGAAGAGGGGUCAGGUGGUCUUCACACAGCUAUGUGGACGAGGAACAAGAUGCUCUAAUGAGGAGCUUCACCGAUUUGAAAGAUGUGCUGAACCAAAUUGGAGAUCUGAGAGAUCUGGACCCGAACCACUUUCUCGGCCCUUUCCUUGAAGUAAUCCGGUCGGAAGAAACGACUGGCCCAGUUACUAGUCUAGCUUUGUCUGCCAUCAACAAGUUUUUGAGCUAUGGCCUAGUUGACCCAAAAGGCCGCAGCAGCAUUCCAGCCACAGUUGAGAACAUUGCAGACGCUGUCACUCACGCUAGAUUUGUCGGAACCGACCAGGCCAGCGACGGAGUUGUCUUAAUGAAAAUUCUCCAAGUUUUGAGGACAUUGAUUUUGCAUCCCGGCGGAGUUGCUCUGACAAAUGAAAGUGUUUGCGAAAUUAUGCUCAGCUGCUUUAGAAUUUGUUUUGAGACUAGAUUGAGUGAGCUCCUGCGUAAAUCUGCUGAGCAUUCUUUGAAAGACAUUGUCCAACUCCUAUUUUCCCGUCUGCCUGAGUUUGCUGAUGACCACAGAAUGUCUGGGAAGAAGCUAAAAAUGAGAGCCAGCAGCAUAGAUGCUUCAAAUCGAAAGCACAAAAAGAGCAAGGCAGGUUUGCGCCCGAAAUCAAAAUCAGUCGACAACAAAGAAUCCGCUUCAACGUCCGGGACAGAUUCUAGUCACAACGAUAAGAUCAAUGAUGUUGUAAAAACGCCAGAGCCUAUGACCGAGAGUCCUCAACCUGGUGGAAGCCUUGCUGCUCCUAAACAGGAGCACCUGUCUACAACUCCGAUGACACCUGCGGGCAACAUUGUGGACAUGCAAGGGGCCAUUCACCAGUCGCCUACAAUUCCAGAGGAAGAAAUAACUCCCGAGAGGGCAGUCAGUGCAGAUUCGGGCCCAGAAUCAGUUGUGGCUGAAACUUCCCAGGAAGAACAGGCCAUCGAGAGUGAAGAUAAGCCAGAGUUGACCGUACCUAGUACUGACAUUGAUUGUGGUCCGUGUGUUGUCAUUACGAUGGAGGAUGCCAUGGACGAAGAAGCUGCUCCAAAAAAGGAAGAUGAGAAUCAGACAGAGCAAGAAAAUUUAGUCGCUGAGGCACAAUCGCCAACUGUAGAGGAAAAAGGAUACCAGGCUGAGCUGCUUCAGUCAGAAGGUGAAACCGAAACAGUCGAGCUAGGCGAAUCAAGAGUAGACACCAAGGGUGGAGAUUCGGAGCCAAAAGGAACAGCUGUCGAAGAUUAUGUCAAUGAGCAAGGUGUUGUAUUUAUGGCCCAAGAUAUCGGAGCUGAAGCCCCCUUGAUCCCGUAUGGUGUUGCCUGCGUUAGAGAGCUCUUUCGCUUCCUCGUGUCUCUCUGCAACCCUCUCGACAAACAAAACUCUGAGGUGAUGAUCCACAUCGGUCUGACCCUUUUGACAGUAGCAUUCGAAAUUGGUGCCGACCACAUCGGCCGCUACAACUCUCUCCUCAGCUUGAUUAGGGAUGAUUUGUGCCGCAAUCUCUUCUCGCUCUUGAGUUCUGAGCGACUUUCCAUUUUUGCAACCAAUCUCCAAGUUUCGUUUUUGAUGUUUGAGUCCAUGCGGACACAUCUUAAAUUCCAGCUUGAGCUUUACCUCAAUAGGCUGAUGGAUAUUAUUGUAUCCGACUCGCCAAAGACACUGUAUGAACAAAAAGAAAUGGCUCUGGAAUCUGUUGUUCAGCUGUGGAGGAUUCCAGGCUUGGUGACUGAGCUCUACUUAAACUAUGACUGUGAUUUGUACUCCCCCAAUUUGUUUGAAGACCUCACCAAACUGCUCUCAAAAAAUGCAUUCCCCGUCGCUGGACUUUACAACACUCACCUACUUUCCCUAGAUGCUUUGCUUACGAUUAUUGACGCCAUCGAGUGUCACUGCCACAACAGAAUAUUAAACCAACGUCAAGAGGUCAAAGGGGGAGACAUCGAGUCGCCUCAAACAGACGAAUCUAUAAAAGCUCUGGUCGAACAGAGCCCUGCUUUUGCCUUCCGAAAUGGCAGGCAAAAGGUUUCCAAAACUAUCCCAAGCCAUGAGCAACUGAUGGCCAUAAAGUGCAAAAAGAAGCUUCUUGCCAAUGGUACAGAGCAAUUCAAUUCAAAAGCCACCAAAGGCAUUUCGUUUCUUCAAGAAAAUCACCUGCUCUCGACUCCUCUUGAUGAGAACGAAGUGGUUAUUUUCUUAAAGGAAAAUCCAAAGUUGCACAAAAAGAUGAUAGGAGAGUACAUAAGCAACAGGAAAAAUCUCAAAGUAUUGGAAGCCUUUGUGAAGUCAUUCGAUUUUGUUGAGUUGCGAAUCGACGAGGCUCUGCGACUUUAUCUAGAAACAUUCCGUCUGCCUGGUGAAGCGCCCUUGAUAUCCUUAGUCCUUGAGCAUUUUGCAGACCACUGGCAUAAAUGCAACAAUGAGCCGUUUGCUAACGCCGACGCUGCUUUCACCCUGGCCUACGCUGUGAUCAUGCUAAACGUCGAUCAGCACAACUACAACGUCAAAAAGCAAAGCAUCCCGAUGACUAUUGAUCAGUUCAAACGGAAUUUGAAAGGAGUCAACGGAAAUCAAGAUUUUGACGAAGAAAUGCUAGAUGAUAUAUAUGAGUCAAUAAAGAAAGAGGAGAUUGUUAUGCCUGCUGAGCAGACAGGCCUGGUCAGGGAGAACUACCUGUGGAAGGUAUUGCUCAGACGUGGUGCCAGCAAAGAGGGUGUCUACGUCCACGCGCCUAACGGGUUGUUUGACCACGACCUGUUUUCUUUAAUUUGGGGCCCGACCGUUGCUGCUUUGAGCUUUGUCUUUGACAAGAGCAAUGACGCCACAAUUUAUCAAAAGUCAAUCUCUGGCUUCAGAAAGUGCGCCAUGAUUUCAGCCCACUACGGAAUGAGCAACGACUUUGACAACUUGAUCAUCUCUCUUUGCAAAUUCACCACUCUGCUGAAUUCAACAGAAACUCCAGAUAAUUUGACAAUCUCUUUUGGAAGCAACACCAAAGCCAUGCUCGCGGCCAAAACUGUUUUCAACCUAGCCCAUCGACAUGGGGACAUUCUUCGAGAGGGCUGGAAAAAUGUGCUUGACUGCCUGCUUCAGUUGUACAGAUGCAAACUAUUACCAAAGGCGUUGGUAGAAGCUGAAGAUUUUAUAGAUCAGUCUGGAAAAAUAUCGCUAAUCAGAGAAGAAUUGCCCUCGCAAAAGACAGAAACUGGGCUCUUCAGUUCUCUUUACUCUUAUUUGUCUUCGGAACCCACAAAUUACAAAGGCCCCUCACCAGAAGAUCAGGAGUACAUAAAACAGGCCCAACACUGUGUGCGGGAUUGUCAUUUAGAGCAUCUAGUGACCGAAUCAAAAUUUUUGCGGCUUGACUCACUUCAAGAGAUGGUUAAGGCAUUUAUUAUUGCCUGUCAUGGUCCAGACGGUCAUGUAACUUUGGAAAGUUCUUUUGACGAGGACGCAGCAGUAUUUUUCCUGGAGAUGCUGAUCAAAAUCGUCAUCCAAAACAGGGACCGUGUUAGCACAAUUUGGCCUGCAAUUCGAGACCACAUCUACAGCCUUAUCAUGGGAGCCACUGCCUGUGACCAUCACUUCCUGAUGGAAAGAUCAAUCGUUGGUCUCCUCCGGCUCGCCAUCCGACUGAUGCGAAGAGAGGACAUGAGCCCUGUGGUGCUUCAGUCCUUGAGGAUGCUUCUGUUGUUAAAAUCUCAAACUUUGUACCGCGUUUCUCGGCAAAUUAGCUUCGGGUUGUAUGAACUUUUGAAGACGAGCGCUUCAAAUAUUCAUUCCGAAACCGACUGGGCCAUUAUUUUCAACCUUCUGGAAUGUGUCGGCGCGGGAGGACAUCCUCCCAAGGUGGUUGGGGACAGUAGCCAGCCUUCCAGCGACCAAGGAGGGGCCAAGUCAGACGGAGAAAUACAUCCGACAAGCACAGCAGAGACAAGUGGCAUUGGAAGCGAGAGGGGCUACACUUCCGAUUCUGAACUUCAGUAUGGUGAAAACCUGAAAUCAAAAGCUCUUCAUCCAAGGCCUCUCAGCCCAGGAGAACCGGCACCUAGUGGCUGCAGCAGCCCAGGUGGAUGGAUUUUGGUUGGCCGAGAAGGUGAAAUCCAACCUUUGCAAGUGAAGCCUUUCCCUGUUAACCAGUGCAGUAUUGUCCACGAGAGAGAACUUCUGGCACACGACACACAUGCACUCGUAAAAUGUGUUGAGAGUUUGGCAUUUUUGGUCAGAGACGUUGCUCACAUCACACCAUACAAUUUUGAAAAUUGCGUCAGGUGCAUCCGCACAUUUGUUGAGGCCAGCAUCUUCAGCAACGACAAAAAGGUAUCUGGCAAACCUGGAGCUGCAAGAGAUACAAAAUCCAAAAAGAGAUCAAUCACCAAGAAAAGGGUUGAGUCUCAAAGAAGUCGAGAAAGAGCACUGAACCCCUACGAUGCAGACGAAAGUGAUCCCGAAGAUGUACCUAGCAGCUACCAACAAGUGUCUAUUCAGCUAUUGGACCUAAUGCACACUUUGCAUAUCCGCACAGCACAGAUUUAUAAGUGGUGGUCAGCGGAGCACGGGGACAUCUCUUGCAAUUCGCUCUGGUCAAUAGGUUGGUGUCCACUGCUGCAGGGAAUAGCAAGGCUUUGCUGUGAUAGUAGGAAGCAGGUGCGAACAAGUGCAAUUACAUACCUACAACGGGCGCUCCUCGUCCAUGAUCUGCAAACUUUAACACCUGCUGAAUGGGAAUCCUGUUUCAACAAAGUCCUGUUUCCACUUCUUGCAAAACUGCUUGAGCCUGUUGGUAACGAGAGUGAUGACCCAGCAGGCCUUGAGGAGACGAGGAUGAGGGGAGCCACCGUUUUGUCAAAGGUCUUCUUGCAUCAUUUAACUCCACUUCAGUCACUUCCGACCUUCACAGCACUAUGGCUUACAAUCCUCGACUUCAUGGACAAAUACAUGCACUCCGACAAGUCUGAUCUUUUGAGUGAAGCCAUCACCGAGCUGUUGAAAAACAUGCUCCUUGUGAUGGACUCGGCCAAAGUCUUCAGCAGUGCAGACGGCUACUCUCAAUUAUGGACCAUCACUUGGGAUAAGAUCAGCACUUUCCUUCCACACUUGCGUGAAGAUUUGUUCAAAUCGCAUCCUUCUGUCGAGGAACACCACCGAAGUCCAGAUCAGGUGCCUUCUCCGACAAGGCAAAGUCCCCUUCCGGGUGAAACUUCUCCACCGCCCUCGAGUCCUCCACCACAAAGUGCAAUGCCUAUGGCACGACCUUCCAGCAUAAUACUUCAGCCUCCGAUGCAAACAGUUGCGACUCCAAUUUUUAGUCCGACUACCCAGCCUUUACCGCUCAGUGCCGUCACCACCGCCCCGCCAGCUUUUCAGCCGAGUCCUGAGUCGCCUGACCCUGCAUCCUUUCCCGUUUUUCCAAGUACCUAUCCUCUGACCGCCCCGUACUUCAUGCAGACUGGAGUUUCAAACUCGGUUUACACCCAGAAUCCUACCCCAUUCUACCCUGAUUCCAACCAGCACUUUAGUGGCUUUUACGAUAAUUAUCAGCAGGCACAGCAGUAUGUGCCAGUUAACCUCCCCGUCGCUUCUUCACCAAUUCAACCAGUUCUGAACGCGCCGAACAAUGUGACCGUCUCGACGCCGAGCGUUGGUCUUCUGUUGGACCCAAACUUGAUGAAGGGCACCAGUCUGCCCGCCCUGCAAAUUGUGUCUUCGCCUGGUCCUCAGAAGGAGGGCAAUUAACCAAUUGUCCAUUCUCGAGUCGCACUAUAGACCGCUAUAGACAUUCUCCAAACUGGUGAUACACUCUGUAUGUAAUAAUAUUAAAUACCCUUUGCUUGCUAAGAGGUUUGAUUUAUUCAACUUGAAAUGUCUAACAGAAAUAAGUAACCGUUUGUGCAGUGGAAUCGUUGUUAUCCUUUGGCUAUUUUAUUUGUUCAAAGAAUAAGCCACUUGUCGACUCUUAUUAAAUUUUGAAAAUAUUGUUUAAAAUAAAUGCUUUUUAUUUAAU
Neocloeon triangulifer is the source of this 6266-nucleotide messenger RNA. RefSeq names its product Golgi-specific brefeldin A-resistance guanine nucleotide exchange factor 1 (gene garz). Gene Ontology annotation, biological process: regulation of ARF protein signal transduction. The record is from RefSeq and is a predicted model, not a curated record. Gene Ontology annotation, molecular function: guanyl-nucleotide exchange factor activity. Lineage: Eukaryota; Metazoa; Arthropoda; Insecta; Ephemeroptera; Baetidae. The coding region runs from base 182 to 5998 and encodes 1938 amino acids. The transcript has 33 exons.